Heterotrigona itama is the source of this 1461-nucleotide messenger RNA. The record is from the annotation of a GenBank genome assembly. Lineage: Eukaryota; Metazoa; Arthropoda; Insecta; Hymenoptera; Apidae.
UACGACAAAAAUAAAAGAAAUGAAUGAGGAAACGAUGGAUUUGGAGGAUGUGAACAUGAACGACGUUACAAACUCCGAGGAGGAGUAUUCGGAAAAUGAACGCAAAUUACUUAAGAAAGUGCGAGACAGACAGUCCUCGGAAAGUUAUGACAGUGAUUACGAAGUAUAUGGGUUAUUGGAUGCGAACGAACAGAAUCAAAAUGAUACGGAAAACGAAGACCAGAUGGAUUCCAUGGAGUCUGACAUCGAAGGACUACAAGAAGAUUUUAAUCUGCCAAAUGAAAAAGCUUGGGGAAGAAAGAAAAAAGCGUAUUAUUCUACGGAUUUCGUAGAUCCUGAUUAUGCUACUAUCAGUCAAAAAGAUUUGGCAGAAGCAGAAAUCGAGGAGGAAGAAGCCAGAAACAUUCAGAAAAGAUUGGCAGAGCAAUUGGACGACGUUGAUUUUGGACUAGAUCUUGUACAACCGGCAAAAAGUAACGAUGAAAAGCUAUACAAGGACGUGGAGCAAUUUAUAAAAAUGGAUUUUGACAAACUUAGCAAGAGACAAAAACAAACAAUGAUGCAGAAAGAGAGCCCGGAAUUUAUGAUUCUUGUAAAUGACCUUAAAGAUCACAUGACAGAAGCAAAAGAUUCGUUGGCGCCAUUUCUAAAGUUAAUCAAAAAUGGUAUUGUUCCUAAUUGUCCUGCAGUUUCCUUCGUAAAGACAAAGUAUCAUCUUUUAUUAAAUUAUUGUAUCAAUAUUUCGUUUUAUCUGAUGCUUAAAGCAAAAAGACUGCCUGUUAAUUCCCACCCAAUUAUAAAACGUUUGGCACAGUAUCGUCAGCUGUUAAAUCAACUAGAAUCUGCGCAAGGAAAUUUAAUGCAGGAAAUACAGGAAAUACUAAGAGCCAAAAGAGAAGACAAAGUACUGUAUAGUACAUUAAAUGGUAGUGAAAUAAGCAUCGAUAACCAAAGGAUAUGUCUCAAAGAAAAAGUGAAUUAUGUAAAGGAAGCUGUAGAUGAUGUUGCAAAUGUACAUUCGUUAGAAUCUGAAUCUGAAUCUGAAUCUGAAUUAGAAGCAGAAAACGAUAAAUAUAUAGAUAAGAAGUUCAAGGACAAGAUCUUGGACAAUAAAGGAGAAAGUAAAAUGGAAAGUACCAAUAUUCCAGAUGUAAUCGAAGAUAAAGGAAAAAGAGCAAUUACGUAUCAAAUAGCAAAAAAUAAAGGUUUAACGCCGUAUCGUAAGAAAGAACAACGCAACCCUAGAGUAAAACACAGAAAUAAAUAUCGCAAAGCAAAAAUUCGUAGGAAGGGAGCGGUAAUUGUCUUAAAUGUUUAAUACAUUCUGACAUGUGAUUAACUUACAAUUUGCGAAUAUAAUUUUUUAUUUUUCAGAUAAGGGAAGUAAGAAAAGAGAUCACUCGUUAUGCUGGAGAGAUAUCGGGCAUUAAAGCUAGCGUAAAGAAAAGUAUCAAAUUGAAA